AUGCCCCUCCAUAAAUACCCUCCUAAAAUCUGGAACACCACAAAACUAAAAGAGGGCAUCUAUGCCCGCCUACCCAAGCAUUACCUUAAAUCCCUGGAGCUGAAGGAGCCCACGCCGGUCCACUGGAGGCCCCUGGGGGUCAAAUACCGACGCAAUCCUAAGACGGGCGAGAAGGAACGAGUGCAGGACGUCCCGAUCCCCAUCUACUAUCCACUCGAGUCGCAGAAUGGCCUUUGGGGAGGAGAGGGCUGGAUAUCGGGCUACAGAUAUGCCAACAAUGAUAAAAUGUCCAACCGUCUGACAAAGACGUGGAAGCCGCAGCUGUUCAAGAGAGAACUUUACAGCGAGAUCCUUGACCACAAGUUCACCAUCACAGUCACAUCUCGCACGAUGGAUCUCAUCGACGCCGCCUUCGGUUUUGACUUCUACAUUCUCAAAACACCGAAAGAAGAUCUAAACUCCAAACUGGGCAUGGACCUGAAGAGGGCCAUGUUACUGCGUCUGGCUCGCAGAGACACGCAGUUGUAUCCGGAUGACGCCGCUAAGAGAGACGAGGUGUACGCCAAAUACAAGCGGUUCGAGAUUCCUGAAGAUGAGGCCGAGUGGGUGGGCCUGACUCUGGAAGAAGCCGUGGAGAAGCAAAGGCAGUUGGAGCACAAGGAGCCCGAGCCAUUGUUCAAGGCGUGUGUGGAAAACCUACUGGAGGAGCUUCACAUCCAAAAAUUGUCCGAGCCUCAUCUCAGCGAGACCAAAUGA
Nerophis lumbriciformis (worm pipefish) is the source of this 756-nucleotide messenger RNA. The record is from RefSeq and is a predicted model, not a curated record. Lineage: Eukaryota; Metazoa; Chordata; Actinopteri; Syngnathiformes; Syngnathidae.